Mobula hypostoma (lesser devil ray) is the source of this 8293-nucleotide messenger RNA. It is a transcript of the gene pcnx1, whose product is annotated as pecanex 1. The transcript is spliced from 36 exons. Lineage: Eukaryota; Metazoa; Chordata; Chondrichthyes; Myliobatiformes; Myliobatidae. Gene Ontology annotation, cellular component: membrane. The record is from RefSeq and is a predicted model, not a curated record. The coding region runs from base 165 to 7205 and encodes 2346 amino acids.
CCGAGCUGCCGCUGAUGCCUAACGACAAGAUGGCUGUUGGUGGCAAGUUGGAACCAGUAGCCACCAGCACAGCGGCGUCUUACAUGUACAAAGGAGGAUAGCUGGAGACGAAGGUUCCCGCUUUCAUACUGCUGGGAUAUUAUUAGACUGAUAUAUGGACAGCAAUGGGGUCUCAGACCCUCCAAAUCUUGAGACAGGGAGUCUGGGCUUCCAUCACUGGCGGAUGGUAUUAUGAUCCUCAUCAAAACACAUUUGUGAAUGCUUUCCAUCUCUAUAUCUGGCUCUUCUUCCUUUGUUUCCCAUUUACACUGUACAUGGCCCUUCCUUCAAGCAUGAUCAUUGUUGGAAGCUACAGUGCUGUCAUAGCAGCUGUAUUUAUUGUACUUAAAGCAGUGAACUAUCGGUUACACCGCGCCCUGGAUGAAGGGGAGAUAGUGCAUCAGAACAACAGUGAGGUAACUGAAAGACAUACAAAAACUGAACAGCAAGAUGGCCCCUCCAGAAGAAAUAAUAGCAGUGGACCAGGCGACCCUGGAGGUGGAAUAGAAAUGACUGAAUUUGUACGGGAAGCAACUCCUCCAGUUGGUUGCAGUUCACGAAAUUCCUACGCUGGUCUGGACAGCAGCCACCAGGCUGCAUCUCCUCAUCCUGGAACAGCAGCAGAUAUAAAAGGAGAUGAAGAAACAGGAAAAACUUCUGAUGAUAUUAGUUUGAGUCUGGGCCAGAGCAGCAGUUUGUAUAAAGAUGCAAAUGAAGAACAAGACCUGGCACAAGAUUCUAAGCUUUUCCAAGUCGUGGUGUCAAAUGAUUCCUUGAUGUCUAACCAGGUUUUAACACCUACGGGAACUCAAGACUUUCCAAGGGAUUCGAGUGACAAAGUGACCCACCAUCACACAGAGCAUUCAUUGUCUGCUGCUUGUGACACAGAAGCAGCCUCCCUUGUGCCUUUGCAUUCCCAAUCAUACAGGAAAGAUCACAGGCCGAGGGGAGUGCCAAGGACUUCAAGUUCAGCAAUUGCUUUUCCAGACACAUCACUUAGUGAUUUUGCCCUUUUUCAACAAAGGAGAGGCUUAGAUACAGUCUGUGAAUUGGAAAGUUCAAAACCUAUUUCAGGAUCCAAGGAGUCUUUGACUGAAAACUCUUGUUAUGCUGGUGUUUUUCAGCUAGAUGACUUACUCAAGGGUGGUACUUCCCAGCCAUUCUCCAAAUCAGGAUACAGUAAGCCUUUAAAAACUGAUAAUAGUGUUGAUAGUCUCCAGAGUCUUAGUACCAGGAGCAGUGGAUCAACAGAGAGCUACUGCAGUGGCACAGAUCGAGAUACGAACAGCACCGUUAGCAGUUACAAGAGCGAGCAAACAAGCUCGACCCAUGUGGAGAGCAUUCUUUCAGAGCAAGCAGAAACUUCAGCAGAUGAGAACAGCUCGGAGAAAAAAGAUUGCGAGAAAAGUGAUGCUCGCAGCGGCUAUAGUAGUGAACCAGAAGGCGAGAGUAUUGCGGAAAGUAGUGAAAGGACUAAUGGUAAAAGGAAAAAAUUGCAUACAGAAAAUAAAGAGGGAAGUUCCAGGCAAGAGCCUUGCCAGGCUUCCAAUCAGUUGCAGAUUGCUGAUCCAGUGCAGACUGGAGAAAGACUUGGUGGUUCUGGUUCUGGUGAUGCUAACAAAAAUCCUCAUGCGAAUGAAUUGACUGUUGACAUCUUGAAGCAGCAAAGUGAAUUACUUCCUGAGGCCGUGGUGGAACCGGCAGUAGAAGAAGUUGUCGAAAAAUCUCACUUACCAAUGGAUAAACAAACAUUAAAGGAUGAAGCAGCAAAGCAAAAGGAUGGGGAUGUAAGACCCAAAUCUAAUUUUAUCCACAGAGCUGCCUCUACACACAAGUCAAACCGAAGAAGGUCAGGGAAAAAACGAGCAAGUAGUUUUGACUCUAGCCGGCAUAGAGAGUAUGUGUCAUUUCGUGGUGUAGCUGGUAUUAAAACCGGCAGUAACAGUUUUUGCCCGGAUGAAGAUUCAAGUGACCAGAGUGACUUGAGCAGAACCUCCAGCAUGCAUUCGGCACAUCGUUUCAGUUCAGACAGUUCAUCCAGCACCACUUCCCAUUCAUGUCACUCUCCUGAAGGACGGUACCAUGUCUCAAAAGCAAAGUACUUGUCUCAAGAAAGAGGCACUGACUUUGAAGCUAUGUUAAAGGUCCCUUCUGGUUCAGAAACUAGUGCGAAUGCUAGGAGAAGAUCGACACACAGGACUCUCAGUGCAGCCAGUGCCAAAACUCAUGCACGAGUGCUCAGCUUAGACAGUGGCACAGCAGCCUGCUUAAGUGACCCUAACAGAUUAGGGACACCAGAUAAAGUGAGGCCUUUAACUACAUCUAAGUCAGACUUGGAAGCCAAGGAGGGAGAGGUGUUGGAUGAAUUAUCUCUUAUAGGCAGAGCAUCACAACUGGAAUCAGUAACUCGCUCACGUAAUAGCUUACCCAAUCAAGUAACCUUUCCUGAAGCUGAAGAACAAGGAGCGACUAGUACAGCCCAAGCGACUGAUGAGAUGGUUACUUUUCGUCGUGAGCGCAGCACGUUCAGGCGCCAAGCCGUACGUCGGCGGCAUAAUGCGGGCAGUAACCCCACCCCUCCAGCCUCACUUAUUGGAUCACCUCUCAGCCUUCAAGAUAGUCAGCAGGGUCAGUCUUCUACGUCCCAGAUCAAAAUACAGUCUUGUCCCCCAUCACAAGCUGCUGUACUUAGUGCUAGCGCCUCUCUACUGGUCAGAAAUGGAAGUGUCCACUUGGAAGCAUCACAUGACAGUGCCUCUGCUGUUGGUGGCUGCAGUUUACAGGAUGAGUUUGGCAAAUUGUAUGAAACAGGGGGAUGUGACAUGUCGCUUGUAAACUUUGAAACUGCUGCAAGAAGGACAUCAAACAACUUAUGGGACACAGAUUCCCAUCUGUCAAGUUCUACCUCAGUUAGAUUUUAUCCACAUGAUCUAUUGUCUCUUCCACAGAUUCGACUGAAUAGGCUGUUAACAAUUGAUCCUGAUCUCCUGGAACAGCAAGACACUGACCUUAGCCCAGAUCUACAGGAUCACCCACAACCACAGGAGGAGGCCCAGAAAAUCAAGCACUACUACCGGUUCUGGCUUCUUCCCAAGAUAUGGAUUGGUGUAAACUUUGACCGCCUGACCCUAUUGGCUUUAUUUGAUAGGAAUCGUGAAAUUAUGGAGAAUGUUUUGGCGAUUGUUUUGGCAAUUCUUGUUGCCUUCCUUGGAUCAGUUUUAUUAAUAGAUGGAUUCUUUAAAGACAUUUGGGUCUUCCAGUUUUGCCUGGUUAUUGCCAGCUGUCAGUAUUCACUUCUGAAGAGUGUGCAGCCUGAUUCUUCCUCUCCAAGACAUGGUCAUAAUCGGAUUAUAGCCUACAGUAGGCCUGUCUAUUUCUGUGUAUGCUGUGGCCUGAUCUGGCUGUUGGAUUAUGGGAAUAAACAUACAUCAGGAACAAGAUUUAAGUUGUAUGGAGUUGCUUUUACCAGUCCUUUACUCUUGGCUUCUGCCAGGGAUCUUGUCAUGGCUUUUACUCUAUGUUUUCCAGUGAUAUUCUUCAUUGGCUUGCUUCCACAAGUAAAUACAUUUGUGAUGUAUCUUUGUGAACAAUUCGAUAUUCAUGUGUUUGGUGGAAAUGCUACCACAAAUCUUCUUGCAUCACUCUUCAGUUUCAUUCGUAGUGUCUUGGCCAUAGCUUUGCUAUAUGGACUGUGUUAUGGUGCGCUGAGGGAUUCUUGGGAUGCACAACACAUUCCAGUUCUUUUCUCUGUCUUUUGUGGCCUGUUGGUUGCUGUUUCCUAUCAUUUAAGCAGACAAAGCAGUGACCCCUGUGUACUGAUAUCUUUAGUGAGGUCAAAUAUUUUUCCAAAUACUGAUGAAAAGAAUCCUGAAGACCCUCUGGCAGAUGUAAAAGAUCCCCUACCAGAAAAGCUGAAGCAGUCCGUUAAUGAACGUUUACAGUCAGAUCUAAUAGUUUGUGCAGUCAUUGCUGUGCUAUAUUUUGCAAUCCACGUCAGCACUGUCUUCAUUGCCCUACAGCCUGUCCUUAGCUAUGUGCUAUAUACCCUGGUAGGUACAGUGGGACUUCUAACCCAUUACCUACUACCCCAGCUCAGGAAGCAGCUCCCUUGGCAUUGUUUCUCUCAUCCAUUGCUGAAAACAAAGGAGUACUAUCAGUUUGAAGUGAGAAAUGCUGCUCAUGUUAUGUGGUUUGAAAAGAUGUAUGUAUGGCUGCUUUUUGUGGAAAAGAAUGUCAUUUACCCAUUGAUUGUCCUUAAUGAGCUGAGCAGCAGUGCAAAGACAAUAGCUAGUCCAAAGAAACUGGACGCAGAGUUUGGUGCUUUAAUGAUCACCAUCGCAGGGAUGAAAUUGCUUCGAUCUUCAUACAGUAGUCCUACUUACCAAUAUGUGACUGUUGCUUUCACUGUGCUAUUCUUCACCUUCGAUUACAAAGAUUUUUCAGAAACUCUGCUACUGGACCUCUUCUUCAUGUCUAUAUUAUUCAGUAAGUUAUGGGAACUUUUCUACAAAUUGAGAUUUGUCUACACAUAUAUUGCACCUUGGCAAAUCACAUGGGGAUCAGCAUUUCAUGCUUUUGCUCAGCCUUUCGCUGUGCCUCAUUCAGCUAUGUUAUUUGUUCAGGCGAUAGUGUCAGCUUUAUUCUCAACUCCUUUAAACCCAUUUCUUGGAAGUGCAAUAUUCAUUACUUCAUAUGUACGACCAGUCAAGUUCUGGGAAAGAGACUACAAUACAAAGCGGGUGGAUCAUUCAAAUACCAGGUUGGCAUCCCAGCUUGAUAGAAACCCAGGCUCAGAUGACAACAACCUGAAUUCUAUCUUUUAUGAGCAUUUGACAAGAUCUCUGCAGCACAGUCUCUGUGGGGACCUGAUGUUGGGACGCUGGGGCAAUUUCAAUACUGGGGAUUGCUUCAUUCUUGCUUCUGACUACCUCAAUGCAUUGGUUCACCUUAUAGAAAUUGGAAAUGGCCUGGUCACCUACCAGCUGCGGGGACUGGAGUUUAGAGGCACCUACUGUCAACAGAGGGAGGUGGAAGCAAUCACAGAAGGGGUUGAGGAAGAUGAGGGAUUCUGCUGUUGUGAGCCAGGUCACAUUCCUCACAUGUUGUCCUUUAAUGCUGCUUUCGGUCAGCGCUGGCUUGCUUGGGAAGUUCUGGUCACCAAGUAUGUGCUGGAGGGCUACAGCAUAACUGAUAAUAGUGCUGCUUCCAUGCUGCAGGUGUUUGAUCUGAGAAAAAUCCUUACAACUUACUAUGUUAAGAGUAUCUUAUUCUAUGUGACAAGUUCUCCCAAACUGGAGGACUGGCUUGCAAAUGAAACAAUGCAGGAUGGGCUUCGAGCAUGUGCGAGUCAUAAUUAUGUGGAUGUGGACCCCACCUUUAAUCCCAACAUCGACGAGGACUAUGAUCACAGACUGGCUGGUGUAUCAAGAGAGAGUUUCUGUGGGGUUUACCUAAAUUGGAUCCAGUACUGUUCUUCACGAAGAGAAAAGCCUUUGCCUUCAGAGAAAGACUCUCCAUUGGUGAUUCUGUGUUAUGGGCUCAGUGUACUGGGGAGGAGAGCUCUCGGGACAGCUUCUCAUCAUAUGUCCAGCAACCUUGAAUCUUUCUUGUAUGGUCUGCAUGCACUGUUCAAGGGAGAUUUCCGAAUAUCCUCUGUUCGGGAUGAGUGGAUAUUUGCUGAUAUGGAGUUGCUGAGAAAAGUGGUAGUUCCUGGAAUACGAAUGUCACUUAAGCUCCAUCAAGAUCAUUUCACGUCGCCUGAUGAAUAUGAUGAUCCAGCGGUACUGUUCGAUGCCAUUACAUCUCAUGAGCAGAACUUGGUCAUCGCUCAUGAAGGAGACCCAGCCUGGCGAAAUGCAGUGCUCUCGAACUCUCCCUCACUAUUGGCACUACGACAUGUUAUGGAUGAUGGGACCAAUGAAUAUAAAAUCAUCAUGUUGAACAAGCGAUAUCUCAGCUUUCGAGUCAUUAAGGUGAAUAAAGAAUGUGUCCGGGGAUUGUGGGCUGGCCAGCAGCAGGAACUGGUAUUCCUGCGAAACCGCAACCCAGAACGAGGAAGCAUCCAAAAUGCAAAGCAAGCCUUAAGAAACAUGAUAAACUCUUCAUGUGAUCAGCCAAUUGGUUACCCAAUUUAUGUUUCUCCACUCACAACCUCCUACAUCGACACACAUGAACAGCUGAAAACUAUCCUGGGGGGGCCCAUAAGUAUCACAAACAUAAAGAAUUUCAUUGUGUCUACAUGGCAUAGGCUAUGGAAAGGAUGUGGUGCUGGUUGUAACAGUGGUGGAAAUAUUGAGGAUUCUGAUGUGGGAGGAGUCUCCACUGCCAGUAAUAAUGUGACUGCUAAUGAGUCCCAAAGUAGUACUUCCCAUGGAGGCUCUGGACCAGUUGGAUAUGGAUCUGGAGCAGGUCUUCAGCCGCCAGUUACAUCUAACCCUCCCGUACUGGGGACUAGCCACAGCAGCCACUCAGUACAAUCCAGCCUUGUCAGACAUUCCCCCGCACGUGCCUCAGUUGCCAGCCAAUCUUCAUAUCGUUACAACAGUCGCCACUCUUCCUUACGGACGUCUGCCACUGGCCUGGUACCAUGCCGUCGUUCAUCCACAAGUCAGUUAUCAUUGCGAAAUCUGCCUAACUCAAUCCAGUCUCGACUGUCUAUGAUGAACCAGAUAGAACCAUCGAGUCAGAUGGGUGCUCUGAGUAUACAAUGCGGUCUGCCUUCCUCCAGUAGUUCCAGCCAGAGUAUUCCCAUCUGCAAGCGCAACACACUAGCAGGACUUCUGGGAACAGAAGGUGUCCCCAGUGUAGACGUUCAGUCCGGCAGCAACUCAAGUACAACGUUCAACACGCCUGCCAAAAAAGAUGGACCUAACUACAAAGUCCAGAUAAUCGAUACUGGUCAAAUCAUGGAAGCCAUCAAUAUAUCCAAGAGGAGAGAACUGCACUGGCCAGAUGAAGGAAUCAGAAUGCGAGCAGGUCGAAUCAGCUGGAAAGACUGGAAUCCUCGGGAGGGCAUGGAAGGCUAUGUGAUUCACCGUUGGGUGCCUUGCAGCAGAGAGCCUAGUAGCAGGUCCCAUAUAGACAAGACUAUCCUGCUCGUCCAGAUUGAAGACAAAUAUGUUCCUAUCAUUGAGACUGGGGUCCUAGAACUGGGAGCUGAAGUUUGAAAUACUUGCACGUGAUGGAGACCAGAGUAAAUCUCACCAUGCUGACCUGUGUUCCAAAUAUAUUUCUGCAACAGCUGGAGGUGGGAAAGAUGAUUCAUAACCUAAUUCCUUGCAGUCAAAAGCUUUGAAGGAUGUUGCUUUGUCACAUCUCAAAUGAAGUGAAAGGAAAACUGCAUUGAAGCAGAACUCUUGAUUCAAAAAUAUAAUUUGUCUUUUUUAAAUUAAACAUUUUAAAAAUUCUAUGCAUCUCAUAUGCUUUAAAGAACAUGUUAUAAGUUGUAAGUAGAUUUUAUUGAAUAUUUUGUUUGUAUUUAUUUAUUUGCCAAUACUGAGAAUGCCAUAGUUUCAUACAGUGCACGUUUAAACUCUUUAAAGAAGUUUUUUGAGGUUAUUGAUGGGUUAUACUUCUGUUGACCAUACAAAAGAACUAUCAUUUCACUACUAUCUCAUUCCUUCUGAGUCAUGACUGUGUUAAAGACAACUGCACUAAUUAACAACAAAUGCACUAAAUAUUCUGAGGUUACUCAGAGCUUUUUAUUUAUAUAAAUGCCAUUAUAUUUUAAAAUGCCUUUCAGGAUGAGAACUUUAAUCAUCGACUCAUGUCAUGCUACAAUCUCACCUCUUUUUUUUCUUUUGACUUGAAAUUUUUAUUUGUUUUCAAUAGAACCUGUAAACAGUUGUAUAAUUUUUUGAUAUUUAUUACUGUGAACUUUUUGCGUUAUAUAAUCUUUCGUUUCUGUGUAUUCAGGGAAAGAAAUUUUAAGAUAAAGUUAAGUGGGUUCAGCAGUAGUUUUGCUGGACUGAUUUGCAAAAUGACUGGAUACAGUUAACUGUUUCCUCGCAGGCCGUGCAAUUUAAACCCCUCCCCUCUGUAUCAAAGCAACAGCCACAACAAAACAUAUAUGAAAGGGGUUGGGUGCUUGUAUGUAUACACAAAACUUGUAAAUAAUGUAGUUGAUGUUUAAAUAAAGAUGACAGAAACAUAAGUGAUUUUUUUGAAGUGUACUGCAUCUGAAACUAAAUACAGUAUUGAAAUUAUGGUCAAUGAACGCAAUUUUAUAAUAAAGCAAUUCCUUCUUGAUGCAAGA